This is a messenger RNA of Tuber melanosporum (Perigord truffle), 1475 nucleotides long. RefSeq lists its product as uncharacterized. The record is from RefSeq and is a predicted model, not a curated record. The coding region runs from base 528 to 917 and encodes 129 amino acids. The transcript has a single exon. Lineage: Eukaryota; Fungi; Ascomycota; Pezizomycetes; Pezizales; Tuberaceae.
CCGAACCCAAGGAGAGAUAUUGUGGAAAGGAAAUAUUAAUAUUUAUUUUAUUAAAACUUUUGCGCACACUAUCCCACACACUGUCUCUGUGGGGGCCUAACCUUACUCAGAAGACCUAUCUCGGAUAAUAUACCGAAACACGGACGUAUCACCUCUCCCACCUCUCAACGAAUGCUUUUUUCUCCCCUCGCCCACUUAAAUCACCACCGCCUUUCUUCAACUCCUCCAAGCCCCCAGCAAUCCCUUCCAUCCUCUCAGCCACAGCGCCGACUUUACUCUCAACCUCCUCUAAGCCCUUAACUAACUCCUCGCUAAUCAAACCAGCGCCCGGAAAGUCAUUACCAGACCUUAAUGCUGCCUCUAGCAGUCGGCUUACAUUCCACAUUUCUGUAAGCUCGGACUCUCCUGUUGCAAGUUCCUUCUCCUGUGCCUUGAGCUUGGAAUUUUGUUGAACGAUAUGUUCUCUGAUCUGUGAUUCCUUGACCACUGGGACAGGAGGCGUUGGUGGCGCAGAUUUAAUCGGGGAUAUGAAGAGAGGAGUGAUAGUUGGCGGAACAGAAAUGCCCAAUAGUGCCAGCAUACGCAGUUCAGGGUACUCGUCCUCGUCGGGUGGAAAAUCCGUGCUUCUACCACGCCUGUGCCGUGGAGGAGUGAAAGCCGGAACCGUGCGGAAGGGAAGCUUUUUGCCCGGGCUCGAGCUAGGGCUCUUGGGAGCUGGUGGGGGCGUACUUGGAGUUGUGACCUUGGGAGGCAUUGUAAGCGGAGAAACAGAUUCCUCUGCAAUUGUUGCUAACACCGUAGAAAUUGCUUUUUGCUUGGAAAGCUCUAUUUUCAAACUCUGGGCGGUCGCCCUGUGGCGUUUUUGGAGAUGGUGGAGGACAUCACAAAUCUAUAAUUAUAUCAGCAACGCUCUAUAGAGCUUCAUAGAGAGAACUCACAUAUUUUCCACCUAAUCGUAGGCCCUCGCUGGCUUUCAUCCGACCUUUGUGUACUUCAUCCAGUACCGGUUGAAGGAACUCCUGCUCGGCGGCCAUUUCUGCUACUGACGGGAUUUCGGCGUAUAGACUUUCAAGGUCUUUUUGGAGCUCUUCUACUUCAGGGUCACCAUUCUCCGAGUUAUGCGAGCCAGCUACUUCAAAGAAGAUUCGAUCAAGACGGGUUUUCAGUGCUGUGGCCGAAAGGGUGGAUAGCCUGUGAGAUGCAUUAGUACCCUCCUCAAGAGGUAAAAUUCAGAAGGGCUCUUGCUUUUUUACAAGCGCAGUUACUCUCUCAACAACCUCCUUCCCGUCAUCACCAUCGUCACCAACAAUCACGCCGCCUGCAAGUCUUUCCAACCGUGCAAGUACCCUGUCAUCACUCUCCAACAUCUUAUUCACACCUUCAACAUCAAUGGCAGACUCCUUCAUAUAUUGCUUUAGGUCGAUUAUCUCUUCUUUUAGGAUACUUAAUAAAUCAUCAAUCUAUCACUGUUAGAA